Platichthys flesus (European flounder) is the source of this 11942-nucleotide messenger RNA. RefSeq names its product nucleosome-remodeling factor subunit BPTF-like. Gene Ontology annotation, molecular function: RNA polymerase II cis-regulatory region sequence-specific DNA binding. Gene Ontology annotation, cellular component: NURF complex. The transcript is spliced from 36 exons. Gene Ontology annotation, biological process: regulation of transcription by RNA polymerase II. The record is from RefSeq and is a predicted model, not a curated record. The coding region runs from base 747 to 9635 and encodes 2962 amino acids. Lineage: Eukaryota; Metazoa; Chordata; Actinopteri; Pleuronectiformes; Pleuronectidae.
CAUGUGUCUACGGGCUUAUCGUUGUCUUCUCGCUUUAUUGUGACAACGGUAGCGACAGGGCUGAAAUGACCGAGGUUCCGGUGUGAUGAACUUGACCUGCCUGUGACCAGUUAGCACGGAUAACACAUCGCGUUGGCAGGUUAACACACCAGCGUUAGCACAAAUAACCAAUAUUAUGAACAUGCACGGCACGGUUUGUUGUAGAAUGGCGAGUCACGUGAGCGCGCACCAAGUCUGUCACUUUACUGUAAAGUUAGAUAAAAUGACCAGCAGCCGCGCACUCCUACGUUGAUCUGGUUAAAACGUAAAGGUGGUUUUGAGAUUAUUAUACUGUCACAGCGAAGAGACAUAAUGUGUAUUAAUGUUUUUUUUUUUUUACGUUCUGUUUAACACGGUGUUUGUUAUUGUUUUUACAUUUCGUUAAAUAAAUGCGUCGCAUUUACUUUGAAGGAAAAGCGCUGAACUUCCGGUGAAAUCGCUGCACGCUUGUGUCGCUUGACUGAGGCCUCCUGUGUUUUCAACGAACGGAGAGCCAAGAAGAAAAAUGGCGUCUGCAGGCGACCCAGAGCGGGACACCGGCCGUUCACUUUGAGCUUUACACCCUGGAAGUGAGACCGGGGCCUGGUGGGCACGCUGCGGGAACCGUCGCCGGACCCACUGGCUCGUUGCUCUCCCGAUUUUCUCCGGUGUGUGCGUCUCGUUCGAGCACCGAGAUUGAAGCGGAACAGGAGCGACUCUCUCCCACAAUGAGGGGGAGAAGAGGAAGGCCGCCCAAACAAGCAGCCGUGAUGCGGGAGGGUUCACCCGGGCCAGUCCGCGGCUCUCGGGGCGGCAGGACCAGAGGGAUGCGCGGGCGGGGGAGAAGCAGAGGUCGUGGCCGGGUGGCAAGCGGCGGCUUCUGCGGCUCCGCGGAAGGGGACACGGAAAUCUCCGGCCGAGAGAACUUUCAUUCGUCCCGGGGCCGCAGGAAAGUUGGAGCCUCCAUCACGGCGGCGCCCGCGACAUCGCGGAGCAGAGGAAGCAGAGGGAGAGGCAGGGGGUCCAGAGGCGUCCGCGGCGUCAGAGGCGGAGUGCGGCGGCCUCUCAACAAGGUGGUGUACGACGACAACAGCGACGAGGAGGACGAUAAUAUAAGCUACAGGUCUGAGGAAGACGAACUCCUGAACGACAACCCUUCGGAUCCCGAAGAAGAGGAGGCCUUGGGAAACGACUCGGACUAUCUGGAGGAGCUGCCGUAUGAUGAUGAUGAUGCCAGCUACUGCACCGAGAGCAGCUUUCGGAGCCUCAGCACGCUCGGUAGCACCCCAGGCCCGAAGAGGAGUCGGUUAAUGCCACCGAGCUCUCCCAUCCUUGAGGCAAAAGACAUUCCUCCCCUGGAACUUCCCAAGUCGUCUGAGGACCUCCUGGUCCUCACCUCGCAGCUCCUCAAUGUAUCUGCUGUCUACGAGGUCCUCCGAAACUUUGGCUCAGUGCUCCGUCUCUCUCCGUUCCGCUUUGAGGAUUUCGGUGCAGCGCUGGCCAGCCAGGAGCAGUGCACGCUGCUGGCUGAGACCCACAUCUCCCUGCUCAAAGCUAUUCUCAGAGAAGAGGACACUUCCAACACCACAUUUGGUCCUGCUGACGUGAAGGACUCUGUUAACUCCACUUUGUAUUUUGUGGAUGGUAUGACCUGGCCAGAGGUUGUGCGGGCGUACUGUGAGAGUGACCCGGAGUACCGGCAUAUUCUGCCUCCCCAAGAGAGCGAGGAUUACCCAUAUGAACCAUUAGAGAGCAAAAUUAAAGUUCUACAGUUUUUGGUGGACCAGUUCCUUACGACCAAUAUUGCCCGGGAGGAACUCAUGUCAGAAGGAGUGGUUGCCUAUGAUGACCACUGCAGAGUGUGCCAUCGUCUCGGUGACCUGCUGUGCUGCGAGACAUGUUCGGCCGUUUACCAUCUGGAGUGUGUGAAACCACCGCUGCAGGAAGUACCAGAGGACGAGUGGCAGUGCGAAGUGUGUGUAGCACACAAGGUUCCUGGUGUUGCGGACUGCAUCCCAGAGGCUCAGAAGAGCAAGCCAUUUAUCCGUCAACUGCCAGUCGGCUAUGACCGACACCAGCGCAAAUACUGGUUCCUGAAUCGACGCAUUGUUGUUGAAGAGGAUGGAGAGCAGGAAGACAAAGCCAUCUGGUACUACAGCACCAAGGUCCAGCUGGCUGAUCUGAUAGAUUGCUUGGAUAAGGACUACUGGGAGGCCGACUUGUACGCAGCCCUUGAGGAGAUAAGGGACGAGGUGCACGCACAUAUGGACAUCACUGAAGACCUAACCAACAAGGCCCGUGGCACCAACAAGUGUUUCUUCACUGCCGCCAACGAGGAGAUCCUGGAGCGGCUGCGGGCUAAGAAGGAGGAGGAGCUGGAGGAGAUAAAAAGACGAGCUGCCGAGGAAUCCCUUAGAGCACGGAUGGAGAAGGCGAGGGAGGAGUUUGAUUUGGAGAAGGAAGACGGAGAGGUCGGGCUGAAAGUUGAGGGACAUCCGGAAGGCAAGGUCAAAGAUUCGAUGGAGGAGGAGGAGACAAACGAAGAGGCCACAGAAGAGAAAAGGGAUGGUGUCAAAUCUGGAGUUGCUGAAGCUCCACCCACUGGCCAAGAAGGCAGUAGUGGCAGUAACUUCUCAGAUGGACCAAUACUUCCAGUAUCCUCAGCUCCGACACAAACCAUCACUGUGAGCUCAAGCCUGGCUACUGAGGCUCCACCGCCCCUGACCUCCAGCAUAGAGGCUCGUCUAGAGGGCUGUUCCCAUAAGGAGGUCUCUAACACCACUGAAGCAGAAAACUCGUCAUCAGAUCCUGUCGGUGGAGAUGGAAUCCCAAACCUGAGCCAGCCCUCUCAGACCUGUGAAGAGAACAGUAACAGCAGCAUGGGAGCCGGGGUCCCUCCCAGGGGCCCAGAACCCCCAGACUUGGUUGACAAGUCCUCCCAGUCAUCCCUGGCAAGCUUUGAUGACACAGGAGACGGUAAAGACUCGGCCAAUGGUGAGGGCUGCAAGAGGUCUUCGGCGACUCGCAUGGUGACCCGGCUGAGGAACCCAGAAAGCAAGCUGAGUCAACUCAAGAACCAACAGGUGUUAGUGGUAAAUGCACAAGGUGACGUCACACGUGUCAGCACGCGCAGCAGCAAAGACGUGGUGAUGAAGGGGGCCCUCUCUCAAUACUUCAAGCUUGGCCAGGAGGGCAAGUACCGCGUCUAUCAUAACCAGUACAGCUCCAAUACCCUGGCCCUCAACAAGCACCAGCACAGAGAGGACCACGACAAGAGGCGACAUCUCUCGCACAAGUUCUGCAUGACACCUGCAGGAGAAUUUAAGUGGAACGGGUCUAUCCAUGGCUCUAAGGUUCUCACCAUCUCCACACUGAGACUCACCAUCAUCCAGCUGGAGAACAAUGUUCCAGCGCCAUUUAUGCACCCUAACUGGGCCUCACACAGGACAAAUUGGAUCAAAGCAGUUCAGAUGUGCAGUAAAGCGAGGGAGUUUGCGCUGGCCCUGGCUAUCCUGGAAUGUGCCAUUAAACCUGUGGCCAUGCUGCCUGUCUGGAAAGACUCACUGGGCCAUACAAGGUUAAAUCGCAUGACAUCCAUGGAGCGCGAGGAGAAGGAGAAAGUAAAAAAACGUGAGAAAAAGCUGGAGGAUGAAGAGACGAUGCUACAGGCCACUUGGGUCAAAUACACCUUCCCAAUCAAACAUCAGGUGUGGAAGCAGAAAGGAGAGGAGUAUCGUGUUACAGGCUACGGGGGCUGGAGUUGGAUCAGUAAGACCUAUGUGCAGCGGUUUGUCCCCAAGCUUCCCGGCAACACCAAUGCCAACUACCGCAAAGAACUGGAAGAUGCGAAACUUGGCAAGAAGUGUACCCUCCUGGACCUGAGUCGACGACCCAGCGUUGCAACACCAGAAGCUCAGGGAGCUGCUGUUUUAAUCAGUGAAGCAAAAGAUCAAGGCUCAUGCAGCCUCUCCAAACCUGCAACAGAUCCUCUGCUGUCUGCUGAAUAUCUCGAGUCUAAUGAGAAGAUGGAAGAAGAAAUAAAAGAAGAGAUGGAUGUAAAAGAAAAAAAGACGGAGGAGAUGUCGGUUGAGGAAUCACCUGCAAAGAUGGAGGUGGACCCCACAGAAUCACCAUCGAAUGCAGAGAAAAUGUGCAGCACUGAGGAGGGUGAGGCUUCCAUUAAGGCGGAGCCAACAGAUGACGCUCAACGGCCCUUUUACUACGAUGUGGUGGAUGUCAGCAACGGUUUCCUCACCCGCAUUGCCUACAAGAAGGUGGUCAAGUCCUCCAAGCUGGACGGCCUGCUGGAGCGGCGGGUGAAGCAGCACGUUAUUGAAGAGAGGCAGAGGCAGCAAGUGUCUGCCUCCAAACCCAAGACCCCUGCACUAGUUUCACAAGCUACAGCUCCUGUUCCGAGCACUCCCGUCCGGCCGCGGUCGCCACUCAAGCCCCAUACUCUCGCUCAGACACAGCUCGCAUUGAGCACCGCUGUGAAAGUGGAGGAGAAAUCUUGCACACCACAAACUCCAGGGCUAGGAGAAGUUAGAGGAGGAAAAAAUGAAGGGGAGAGUUACACUGAACUCUCAAAAACUACAAAUGAUACUGUCACUCCCCUUCCUUUCCCCAGUCUGGACUCCACAGCCAAAGACAGUUGCAGUACAGGUACGGGUGGAGAUUUGGCUUCACCUCAAAAUCAGACCACCUCUUUGCCCAAGGAAUCGAAUGCAGACUUCCUGGAAAGGACCAUGGGGCCAAAAGAAACCAAUUCAGACACUUCAGGGCAAGCGGGUGUAAAACUCCCCGAAGGGGAAACUAUAGCACAGGGAACCCAUAGCUCUUUAGAGUAUCAAACAGCCAGUGUAGCAUCAGAUGUUACCAAGACUGUGCAUAUUGACAAUACAGGUUCUGCGAUUCCCAAUUUAAAAUGUGACUCUGUAAGGACAUCUACAAAUGUACCUGACCAGAAAAGUGGCCAGAACACAUCCCCUUUUAAACCUGUCCAGCAAAACCCAGAAAUCUCUGCACAUUCAGGCCCUGGGGAAAAUGGCAUGGCGCCAGCGGAGAACCAAGAAAUUGGACAACACAAAACCAAAAGUAUUAGCUCUCCCGACACCGCUCCAGUUUCUCCUCUCCCUCAGGUAAAUGGUAACGACGGCUUGGGGAGUGAAAGUAUGUUGAGUAACUCUGUCAUGGGCUCAAAUAAUGGCAUGCUCACCAACAGUCCCCAGAACAGCACUGUUAAAAUUGAAGAACAAGGACUAGUUGUCUCCCCGAAGGACCGCACUCAGCAAAAGCCUCUGGUGAAUGGAGAUUGGACCCCUGUGAACAACAGCACAGAGACUGGGCUGAAAGAACCAGGUCUAGUUUCGAGGGUUGAGGGCAAGACAUCGAUAUCGGACCAGGAAUACAAACCUCCAAUAAAGAUAACAAGGCUGGAAAACAACUUAGAUGCACCAGGACCUAAUACUCAGAGCACUCAACAGCACAACAGCACGUCCCCAGUUCAGACUGAGACCAAAGCCAGUUCUGUUGUCAAGAUCAUCAGAAUGGCACCGUCCCCUAUACCCUCUGCAGAGGAGUCGAGUCUCAGUGAUGACUUCGCUGAGGAGAACAGUAACAGUGGGACGACAGAGCCACUCAAAACCCUCAUCACCCAGGUAACCACAAAGUCCACCACCACCACCACAACAGUAGUUUCCACAGAGAUGAGGACAGCCAACGUGCCAUCCAACGCAUGUGGAGAAAAGGUGUCAACAACAGAAAGCAGCGCAGUGUCCACGCUUAAAACCAUGACCAAAACAACUGUGACCAAAAUCUGUUCCCCCGGGCUUGACGGUCAGUCGGACGACAGCCAGGGUGAAAUGGUGACACAAGAACAGAGAACCAUGCUCUCGGCGUCUGUCAGUAAGUCAACUACCGACACCAAUGGGAAAACCUCUGUUACAUCUGUUGCCGUGAGCCAAGAGGACUCCGCAUCAACAAAGAAUCACGUCCGCCUCCUGAAAUUCUCCCGCACCAAGAAGACACGCUCGGGCACAGCUCUUCCUUCAUACCGCAAGUUUGUCACCAAGAGCAGCCGCAAGAGCAUUUUUGUACUGCCCUAUGACAACUUGAAGGUGCUAGCGAGGCGAGGUGGAUUCCGGGAGCUUCCUCUGUUUAGCUACAACGCCAAGCCAGCCCUGGACAUCUGGCCGUAUCCCUCACCCAGGCCCACAUUUGGCAUCACCUGGAGAUAUCGUCUGCAGACUGUGAAGUGUUUGGCCGGUGUGAGUCUGAUGCUGAGGCUCCUGUGGGCCUCUCUGAGGUGGGACGACAUGGCUGUCAAACCGUCCGCUGCCAUCGGCACCACUCGCACAGCCCUAUCCCCACUCAUUGCUACAGAGACAUCGGAUACUGAAAUCACCACGACAGAGAUCAUCAAGCGCCGUGACGUGGGGCCCUACGGCAUUCGCUCAGAGUACUGCAUCCGCAAAAUCAUCUGUCCACUUGGAGUGCCGGAUACUCCGAAAGAAACACACACCCCUCAGAGAAAGGGCUUGCGCUCCAGUGCCUUGCGCCCCAAGAAGCCUGAGCCUGCCAAGCAGACGGGCCCAGUCGUGAUCGAGACGUGGGUGGCUGAGGAGGAGCUGGACCUGUGGGAGAUCCGAGCCUUCUCAGAAAGGGUGGAGAAGGAGAAAGCUCAGGCAGCAGAGCAGGCCAAGAAACGUCUCGAACAGAAACCAGGCACAGCGACACCGACAGGGACCCCCCCAACAUCUGCCUUGACACCCAAAGUCAUUGUCGGGUCAUUGACAGGCCAGGGCACGUCCAGCACCAAGGUAGUGCUGUCCACCAAGAUGGGCACCCCCGUCACAUUCCAGCAAAACAAGAACUUCCAGCAGUCGUUCGCCACCUGGGUCAAGCAGGGUCAAAGCACAGGCGCGGAGGGCACUAUGGCCAUGUCGGGUGGGCACACUUUCCAGAUUACGGGAACGUCCGUGGGUGGAAAGGUGUUGACCACCAAGCUGCCGCUGCCGGCUAACAGCAAGAUCGUCACAGUCAAUGUGCCAACUUCACAAGGAGGUGUGGUUCAGCAGAAAGUGUUGGGUAUCAUCCCGUCCAGCACAGCGGGUGGCGCCCAGACCUACACCACAUUCCAGCCGCGCACAACCACACUCAACAUCAGGCCCCAUACCCCUGGCUCCCAGCAACAGGUUCUGGCAACUGGCAGUCAGAUCCGUCCAGGAAUGACGGUGAUCCGAACCCCGCUCCAGCAGACGGGCCCCAUGGGAAAGACGAUACUACGAUCACCUCUCGUGGUCCAGCAAGGUCAGGGCGGUCAGCAGGUAGUGACGCAGAUCAUCCGAGGUCAGGCAGUUUCCACGGCAAUAUCCGGUGCCAGCCCUGUUGCCACUGUCACUGGGCAGGGGGCCAGCCCCGCCACAUUAGGACAGGCAGCACCCGGCACCCCACGGGCACAAGGGCAAGGCCAGGUUAAAUUGACCCUGGCACAGCUCACCCAGCUCACACAGAAGCAGCAGGCCACGUCAGGUGUGGAUCGGCAGGCUGGUGUCGGUGGUACCCAGCAGGCUCUGACAGUGAUGGUUCAGGGUCAGGGCCAGACCACGGGCCAGCUGCAGGUCAUACCUCACGGGGUCACCGUCAUCCCAGGACCUGGGCAGCAGCUCAUGCAGGCGUCACUGCCCAACGGCCAGGUGCAGCGCUUCCUCUUCACCCCAAUGGCCUCAGCUGCCACACCCACAUCAAGCACAGUCAACACAGUUCCAGGUCAACCAAAUUCCACCUGCACCAAAACCCCGGCCCAACCCGCCCAACAGGCAGCAGCCCCCAUCCAGGCGGGGGUGCCUUCACUUGCCACCACCAGCAGCCCUACUUCGGCGACCCCACAGGGCCAGCUGCCGCCUCAGACGCAGGCCCACAUGCCCAUCCAAUCACCCACUUCGCUGCAGGUUAAAACACAGGGAGGAACAGUGCAGCUGCAGCAGACGCCUCAGCUCAUCAGCGUGUCUGGACUGCAGCAGCAGGUACAGGUGCUGGCCCAGCUGCAGGCCCAGCAGGGUGGAGGCUCUCUGCCACAGCACAUCAAACUGCAGCUCCCCAUCCAGAUACAACAGGCCGGGACCACCUCAGCUCAGGGAGGACAGAUAGGGAACGUGGUCACCAUCCAGGCAGCUUCUGUCCAGGAGCAACUGCAGCGAAUCCAACAGCUCCGAGAACAGCAGCAGCAGAAGAAGAAACAAGCCGCAGAGGCCAAGAGAGAGCAGGCCCUCAACGCAGCCAGCCAGAGCGACAUCAUUCAGAAACAGGUGGUGAUGAAACAAAACGCUGUGAUCGAGCACCUGAAGCAGAAGAAGACCCUGACGCCUGCAGAGCGGGAGGAGAACCAGAGGAUGAUCGUAUGCAACCAGGUGAUGAAGUUCCUCCUGGACCGGAUAGACAAGGAUGACAGGCAGUCAGCCAAGAGGAGGAAAAAGGAAGAGGUGGUUGAGGCGAAAAAGAGGUUGGCCAACGCCAGCAAGCUCUCCUCGCUCCUUUACCGGCACAAAGAGAGCCUUAAGAUGGAAAUCCUGAAGAAGCGAGCGCUUCUGGACAAGGAUCUGCAGCUAGAGGCCCAGGAGGAGCUAAAACGCGACCUGCUUCGGAUGCGGAGGGAGAAGGAGAGGGCUCAGGCUGCAGCCAAGCAGGCAGCCCAGGCCGCAGCCCAGGCCGCCCACAAGCAGCAGCAACACACUCUGGCACACGCACACGGCAUCGCCGCUCAGCACCACCUCGCCACAACCGCCACCUCGGCACACAAGAGGAAACGGGACGAGGAGAGGGAAACAGCGACGUCAGCCAAAUCCAAGUCGAAGAAGAAAUUGAUCGUGACGACUAAUACGAAGGAUAACAAGAAGGAGAUCAAGCUGUACUGCGUCUGCAAGACGCCAUAUGACGAGACCAAGUUUUACAUAGGCUGCGACCUCUGUACCAACUGGUAUCACGGUGACUGUGUGGGCAUCACAGAGAAGGAGGCCAAGAAAAUGGACGACUACAUCUGUGUGGAGUGUAAACGGGGCCAGGAGAGCAGCUCAGAGGAGUUGUUCUGCAUUUGUCGGACGCCAUACGACGAGUCCCAGUUCUACAUUGGCUGCGAUCGCUGUCAAAACUGGUACCACGGUCGCUGUGUGGGCAUCCUGCAGAGCGAGGCCAACCACAUCGACCAGUACGUGUGCCCGCAGUGUCAGUCGACAGAGGACGCCAUGACGGUCUUCACCCCGCUCACGGACAAGGACUUCGAAGGUCUGCGGAGGAUUCUGCGCUCCUUACAGGCACAUAAAAUGGCGUGGCCGUUCCUGGAGCCAGUGGACCCGAAUGACGCCAUCGACUACUACAGGGUCAUCAAGGAACCAAUGGACCUUUCCACCAUGGAGGAGAGGUUACAGAAGCGCGAGUACGUGAAGCUCACCGAGUUCGUAGCAGACAUGACCAAAAUCUUCGAUAACUGCCGCUACUACAACCCCAGUGACUCGCCCUUCUACCAGUGUGCCGAGGUUCUGGAGAGCUUCUUUGUCCAGAAGCUCAAAGGCUUCAAAGCCAGCAGGUCUCAUAACAACAAACUACAAUCAGCAGCCUCUUAGCUCCCUCCUUAACAAACAAAAACAAAAAACAAGUGUCACAAAGACUUGUGAAAGAGGCUUGUGGUUCCCUCUGAAUGAUUAAGCCCUGUGGUCCUGGUCAGGCUGCAGCCGAACUUGAGGGGACACCCCUCAGCUGAAAACCAGCUUGCAAUGGUGUCACAGAGCCCGGCCUCCAACAUCUCCAUUGGUUUGCUGAUGGGGGGAAGAAGUGACUUCAAAAUCCCCCCCACAAGCAUCAGUGGAACAGACAGACAAAGACGUCCCACCUUCAGACCAGGGACAAGUGGUCCACAGACUGGUUGGCAGCUGGUUUCUUCCCAGCUUGCAGCUCCUACCAGUGCAGCCCCUCCACGAGAAGAGCGAUCCCGAUGGAAGUAGCAGGACGGUAGUUUAAACUGUCAAGUUGUCCGGUUGGAGGAUCACACGGCAGCAGCGCACUCCGAAAGAGCUGUGUGUAAUCUGUAGCUGCUCACUUUUUUUUGCUUUGUUCUUCCCACUCAGAGGUUUAACUUCAACUACAUCCUGUUGCAUUUUCCCGAUACAAACGUUUAAGCUUCGACAUGUCGAGAAAUGCCCGGAUUGUGUUUCACAUGAGGCUAAAUAUGCAGGACCUGCAGGUUUCACGGCCACCUACAGACUUCAUGUCUGGCAGCAGAAUCUUCUUUUUCUAGAUUAUUUGUCUCAGUCAGUUUUAGGGUUCAGUUAAUUAAUCCAGAAACGCAGUGUCACCUUCCCUGUUUCAAAGCUAGCUCCACUGCACCCAGCUGUUUUAACCACAUCGCUACAAUCCCCUCAGGUGUGUCGCCCUGUUUGAAGCGUGAACCAGCCACAGAGAAUCUUGAGUAUGUCUGUCAGUGGUGCAACUCAUUUACUGUACAUUCCCUGUCUGAGGAGCCCGGUGCUGGGAUGCUCCAUUUGAAAUAGAAGCUAAAGUGAAACAAAAAGUCAAAAGAGAUUAUUUUUCCAGUCCGAUGAGCAUCGUAAUAAUAAUUAAUUUCAGAGUUCUUUAUUUAGUUUUAAGGCUGUGUCCCUACACCUUAAUUCCCAGAGGGAAACACCAAGAACAGGCUGUCCCACCCCUCCUCUGAUUUGUUCCAAUUUGGUGCUUUUUCCAAAGUGCAACUGACGAAUGGCCACUAGUUCUGAGCUCCUGGAGGAGAAGCAACUGUUAGGCCUUCAGGUGAAGGUGAAGCUGGUACAAGGCUUAACUUACCCACACGUACCGUACGUCCAUUCACACACACUCUGUGUCUCCUGAAAGAUCCCUGUCUGUUUCCGUCAGUGGCUGAGUCUGUAAGUCUCCCUGCCCCUUAUCUAUCAGCCGCCUCUUCCAGCACAUUUCAUUGAAGCUGACUGGUUGGCUCACAGACGUCUCUCAACUCGCCCUCAAAGCAUUGGUUAAGUAAUUGGAUAAUGGACUUUUCCACUCAGCAUCAACUCAGUUAUGUAGCGGUUUGUGGCAGCAUGUCUGGGAGUCAACUUCAAUUGGGGGGGGGGGGCUGGGUCGUCUUUGUACCGCAGGGGUUUGUAUGAACAUUUUAUAGCUCAAAUUUUUAGCAUAUUUGGGAACAUUUUUGUAAUGUGUGAUUAUAAUUUUUUUGUAGGAAAGGAGCAGUCAUACAAUGGCUACAGUUGAUGUUAAAAUAAAAUUCAAAUGAGGAAAACAUUUCAGUCUCAAUCAGGAAGUCUUUUUAUUUGUGUGGACAAGAGUUCAGAGGUAAUGUAGCGUCUGUGUUUGUUUUCUGUGUUUCUCUUUCACACAAAUGUCCGUCACUUUGUAAUCUGAUGAUGUGUUUCAUCCACUGUUUGUAAUCUCUAUUGUACAUUAUUGCUGUCAAAAUAUGUAGAGAUUCAAGAUUUUUAGAGCACUAGAAACUUUUAUUUUUCACUUUACGAACCAGCAACUAAGCCUGUCAGUAUAUUUUAACAUUUUUUUCUCUUUAAUUGAAGUGAAUUCUACAUUUAGGUGAAAUUGCCCAUUACAUUAAAAGUGCUGCAUAUUGUGAGCAUAAAGGUUUUUGAACGAGGUAGAGUGACACCGCAACUCUAGAGGUUUUUCGUUGUUUGUAAGAAACCAACCAGUUCAGCAAAACUUCUAUAUUGACGUUGCAUCUCCUGUAUUAUUUAUUCAUGUCAAUGAAAAAUUCAAAGUUUUUUGUGGAAGGGGUGGGGGGGGGCAUGUUGAGGCAUCGCAACUGCAGAUAAGAAGUACUCUAUGUUUUUAACAGAUUGUGGCAACUCUGAAGAGAUUCUCUUUUGUACUUGAUAGGACAUUUCAUCCUGGAUAAAGUUAUGUUUUUGACACCA